Messenger RNA from Rhagoletis pomonella (apple maggot), 1779 nucleotides. RefSeq names its product nose resistant to fluoxetine protein 6-like. NCBI's taxonomy places the organism in Eukaryota, Metazoa, Arthropoda, Insecta, Diptera, Tephritidae. The record is from RefSeq and is a predicted model, not a curated record. Gene Ontology annotation, molecular function: acyltransferase activity, transferring groups other than amino-acyl groups.
ACAUUGAGCACCGCCUAUCAUUGCUACUUGAUUUAUGCGUCGAGAAGUGCCGAUGAUGUCUCGAAACGCGCAUUGCAACAAGAAACAUUGACAAUCGCAUUGUUGUCGUUCUCAGUUAUAGAGAAUACGAAGAAACUGUUUCAGGCGAGUAAAGACCAGAUGGGGCUAAACUCGAUAAACGGCAUCAAAGCAAUGGCAAUGUUGCUGAUACUUGCCGGGCAUGCGCUGUCGUUUAUCUAUGGCAGUCCCACUUAUAAUGUGGCGUUCGUAGCAGAGCAAACGAAAUUCCCCACAUUUGCAUUCCUCUACAAUUCCCUAUUAUUUGUGGAUACGUUUCUGUUGUUGAGUGGUUUCCUGUUCUGUCGCAUUAUGCUGGUCGAACUGCAUCGUCGUCGUGGUCAAAUAAAUCCGUUGAUUUUGUACAUUGGCCGCUACAUUCGCCUAACACCGGCCUAUAUGGCAAUUAUCGGCUUCUACAUGACCUGGUUUCCGAGCAUCGGCAGCGGUCCGUUAUGGGCAGAGCGCAUCAGACGUGAGCAGGAGCGCUGUCAGGCGUCAUGGUGGCUUAAUAUACUCUAUGUAAAUAAUUAUUUCAACACGGAUAAGUUUUGUAUGUUCCAAUCGUGGUAUCUGUCUGUCGAUACGCAACUUUUCUUCAUUGCGCCAAUUUUCAUCUAUCUACUAUUCAAAAUGCGAAAAUAUGGCCUUCGCUUGCUGAUUGCAGCUGUCGUUUGUACCACAGUUAUUCCAUUUGUGGUGACAUUUGUGCGGCACUUGGAUCCAACUUUGUUGGUCUAUUCAGACGAAUUAACCGACUUGGCCAGUAAUAAAUAUUACAUUGGUUAUUAUAUAAAAACACAUAUGCGUGCCUCGUCUUAUUUUAUCGGUUUGUUGACUGGUUAUGUCGUGCAUAUUAUGCAGGAGCGAGGCACAAAACUACGCUCUUUGGUUGUACGCCUCGCUUGGUUUAUUUCGACUUUGAUCGGCGUUGCAGCCAUGUUCUCCAUAUGCCGGUUCUACCGGAGUCCAUAUACAUACAUAGAGAGUUUUCUUUAUGCCGGAUUUCAUAAAUUAGCUUGGAAUUUAUCGGUGGCGUGGUUGGUGAUGGCAGCAACAACAGGCCACGCCGGCUGGUUGCGUAAUUUCCUAAGCAGUCGCUUCUUCGCACCCAUCAGUAGACUUACCUAUUGCGCUUAUUUGUCGAAUGGCAUAGUGGAGUUAUAUCACUCGUCGAGUCAGCGUUAUGCCACCCAUCAGUCCUAUGUGAACUUGGAGAACGACAUGUUUAGUCACACGAUAGACACAUUCGUUUUGGCCUUUGUGCUUUGCCUACUUUUUGAAUCGCCCAUACAUGCCUUGGAGCGGAUAUUGUUGCGGAAAGCGGGACGUCCUGAGAAACGCACAUCGUCCACGGAAAAUCGAAGUCCUAGCACGUCAGAGGAGCAGGUGGCGUAACGAAGUAGUUAAAUACUCUAAAUACAAAAAUAAAUGGUUUUCUACUCAAAUUUUUUUUGUUUAUAAAUAUUUUAUAGUACAUAGUUCUAAGUAAGUAUGAUAGAUACUCUUACCAUGUAUUUUAUGACAUACAUAUAAUAUUUUGUGAUGAUUACAUAGCGUUUAGUUUUGAGUUUUAGGAUUUUAUACAAACACACAUGAGAAAUAUUCAUAUGUACAUUUGUACAUAAAUACUAGGGCUGUGCGAUUAUUCGAUUACUUGACCAAGGUGGUUAAUCAGUCUUCCGGUUAAUCAAUUACUCGAUCAAUCAAGAUUUUGAUUAC